UAAAGCCAAUAAGAUCUUGCCUCGAAAUAAAAAUUAGGUUUGGCUUAAAAAAAUUAAUACUCGCAAUUGUUAACAUUACAUUGAACCAAAAUGGCGCUAGCAUUCCGCAACAUGCUGAGAACUGCAGCAAGAAGGAUGCAAGUCCGAGGCUAUGCUGAUGCACCCAAGGGAGAUGAAAUGGCUUUAACAUUUGCUGCUGGUAAUAAGGUGUUCUUCAACAAGCAAGUAGUCAAACAGAUUGAUGUGCCAUCUUUUAGUGGAUCAUUUGGUAUUUUACCCAAACAUGUUCCUACUCUGGCUGUUCUGAGGCCUGGUGUUGUCACCGUUGUGGAGAAUGAUGGCAAGCAAACCAAAAUAUUUGUAUCUUCCGGAACAAUCACUGUCAAUGAUGACUCCUCAGUACAAGUACUAGCUGAGGAAGCUCACCCAUUGGAGAGUCUGGACCGCAGUGCAGCACAGGAGGCUCUCAGCAAAGCCCAAUCUGAACUCAACUCUGCUGCUAAUGAAAGGGCAAAGGCUGAAGCUUUAAUUGCAGUAGAAGUGGCGGAGGAGGUUCUGAAGGCCGCCAGCGCAUAAAUGUCACCUUCUGUUGUCAGUCAAUGUUAGUGCUAAACUAUUUAAUGUUAAAUCAUAAAUAAACAUCAAAUUCCGUAGUC
Molecule: messenger RNA, 656 nt
Organism: Papilio machaon (common yellow swallowtail)
Lineage: Eukaryota; Metazoa; Arthropoda; Insecta; Lepidoptera; Papilionidae
Gene: ATPsyndelta
Product: ATP synthase subunit delta, mitochondrial
Exons: 6
Coding region: 91-576 (161 amino acids)
Biological process (GO): proton motive force-driven ATP synthesis
Molecular function (GO): proton-transporting ATP synthase activity, rotational mechanism
Source: RefSeq, a predicted model, not a curated record